This is a messenger RNA of Clarias gariepinus (North African catfish), 2423 nucleotides long. It is a transcript of the gene raraa, whose product is annotated as retinoic acid receptor, alpha a. The record is from RefSeq and is a predicted model, not a curated record. Gene Ontology annotation, cellular component: nucleus; transcription regulator complex. NCBI's taxonomy places the organism in Eukaryota, Metazoa, Chordata, Actinopteri, Siluriformes, Clariidae. The coding region runs from base 689 to 2008 and encodes 439 amino acids. Gene Ontology annotation, biological process: regulation of transcription by RNA polymerase II; cellular response to corticotropin-releasing hormone stimulus; retinoic acid receptor signaling pathway. Gene Ontology annotation, molecular function: zinc ion binding; nuclear glucocorticoid receptor binding; nuclear receptor activity. The transcript is spliced from 11 exons.
CACACACGGAGCACGCAAAACGGCGCGAACACCCUGGAGUAACCUCAUCAUCAUCACACACACACACACACACACCGCGUCAAAACCGGGUGGAGAGAAACUUGGAUCGGUGGGCGGAGCCAACAGGUUACAGCUCACAGUGAAAGGUUGACACACAUUGGAUCGGUGGGCCAUGAAGAGUAAAACAGAUCCGUUUCCUGUCGUGGCUUUUGUUGGUGGGAGAGACGUCUGAUGCAGGAUUAGACAUGCAUGCCUUAUCUUACAUGAAGACAGGAGGACAUCCUGAGACAUGCCUGAGGGAACGAUAGAAAAAGAGGACACAACACUAAUGGCUGCGCACUUCAUUUCGAAUUACAGAAGGGAACCUCCUAGAACCUUCUUCUCUGAACAACGGAUUGCUUUCUGAUUUGCCGUCAUCCCUCUCCUACACCGAGCAGACGGCCCAAACGGUGGCCAUCCCACCGUCCCUCUGUCCCUCCGUCCCUCCGUCCCCCUGUCCACUUUACUCCUUAAGUACCACUAAGCUGUCCCUUAAAGACCUCAAUUCAAAAACAACCCAAAAGGUUCUGAAACUUUGGAAUCCCUCACACACACAAAGAUGCACACCCUUAUGAGAGAGGGAUCCCCUUGACACGCCCCGAGGUGUCUGUUUUUGGAGUCUGUGGAUUGUGCGCUUGCUGAGGCGGCCAUGUCUGGGAAGGGCUUCCCUGUGGCUCACUUCUCCUACUUCCUCCCACAUGUGAUUGGUGGGCUCUCGCCACCCUCAAUGCCUACCAUGCCUGUGAGUGGAUACAGCACGCCCUCACCAGCCACCGUGGAGACGCAGAGCACGAGUUCGGAGGAAAUCGUCCCCAGUCCUCCGUCUCCUCCUCCGCCCCCGAGGGUCUACAAGCCCUGCUUCGUCUGUCAGGACAAAUCCUCCGGCUACCACUAUGGCGUCAGUGCUUGUGAGGGCUGCAAGGGGUUUUUCCGCAGGAGCAUCCAGAAGAACAUGGUGUACACGUGCCACCGGGAAAAGAGCUGCAUCAUCAAUAAGGUGACGCGGAACCGCUGCCAGUACUGCCGCCUGCAGAAGUGUCUAGAAGUGGGCAUGUCCAAGGAAUCGGUGCGGAACGACAGGAACAAAAAGAAAAAGGAAGAGAAGAAGGUGGAGUGUGUGGAGAGCGGAGUAUUGACUGCAGACACAGAGAUGAUGAUCGAGCGUGUGAGGAAAGCACACCAGGACACGUUCCCAUCGCUCUGUCAGCUCGGGAAAUACACCACGAGUAAUAGUGCAGAGCACCGAGUCUCGCUUGACGUGGAUCUGUGGGAUAAAUUCAGCGAGCUCUCCACCAAGUGCAUCAUCAAGACGGUGGAGUUCGCCAAGCAGCUUCCCGGUUUCACCACGCUGUCCAUCGCUGAUCAGAUCACGCUGCUUAAAGCCGCCUGCCUCGACAUCCUGAUCCUGCGCAUCUGCACACGUUACACACCUGAGCAGGACACCAUGACGUUUUCAGACGGUUUGACGCUAAACCGCACGCAGAUGCACAACGCCGGCUUCGGCCCGCUCACGGACCUGGUGUUCGCCUUCGCUAACCAGCUGUUGCCGCUCGAGAUGGACGACGCAGAGACGGGCCUGCUCAGCGCCAUCUGCCUGCUGUGUGGUGAUCGUCAGGACUUGGAGGAGGCCGAAAAGGUGGACGUGCUGCAGGAGCCGCUGUUGGAGGCGCUAAAGCUCUACGUGAGGAAGAGGAGGCCACACAAACCCCACAUGUUCCCCAAGAUGCUGAUGAAGAUCACAGACCUGCGGAGCAUCAGCGCCAAGGGGGCGGAGCGAGUGAUUACACUAAAGAUGGAGAUCCCUGGCUCGAUGCCUCCUCUCAUCCAGGAGAUGCUGGAGAACUCGGAAGGGUUGGAGAGCUCAGGGGGUGGAGCCAGCUCACGAUCAAACCCCGCCCCCUCAGGCAGCUGCAGUCCCUCGCCCUCGUCCUGUUCCACCCACAGCAGCCCAUCCACGCAGUCCCCCUGACACGCGCACACACACAGAGACACACACCAUUUCUUCCUCGUCUUAGCUCCGCCCACUCACUGCUGCAGGGUCUCGGUGGUCCACCGCCUCCCGUUGCCUCUCUCUCUCUCUUCGCUGCUGUAAUGACUCAUCAGACAGACGGACGAGAGAAAGUUUUACAGACACUGAAAAAAGCGAACGAGAGAGAGGAACUCAGUACUUGGAGUGUGGACCUUUUUAUUUUUUUUGUUUGUUUCUCCUUCGUUUUCUUCCUCCAACAUCUCAGGCCUGGACUCGGCCACCACAUAUGAACGAUGGACUUGGCCUAGCUUCCGAGAGGCUUUUUCAUUUUUUUUUUUUUUUUUUACAAAAAAUGUUAUAUAUAUAUUAAAUAUAUAUAUAGAGAAGGGAGAAAAACCCGGGUAUGAUUGUGAAA